CUCUCGUGCGGGAAAGUAGACGCCGCUGUGUCCUUACCGUAUAACGACACUGUCGGCCCCACAGUACAGUGCCAAGGCACAAGUGUUCGUUGGUUUAACGCAUCGGGCACAGAGCAAACACGGGGAUUUUCCGUGCGAGAACGAGAUACGCGUAUAUACAUCAGUGUGUGUAAGUGUGUGUGAACGAAGCGAAUCAAAGUAAGUUCUCCUCCCUGUGGACGCGCGCGCGUAUUUGUUCGCGAGUGUGUGUGUGUGUGAGUGUGUGAUGAAAAGAAAAAGUGCGCAAAGUGGCGCAAAGGAAGAAACGUGCUAAGCCGUGCAAUGAUGUGUGAACAAUAAUAACGACGAUCGGGCAAAUUGUUGUUCGCGUACGCGCGACAGUGUCAGCAGGCAAAUCUUUCUGUACGCAAGCAAGCAAGCGAAUAAAAAAAAAGAUCGUGAAAAAAUAUCUUAAGAAUCGUUUGUGUGUGAGUGUGUGUGUGUGUGUGAGCUAAAACGUGUGUAAUGUGCUACCGUGGUGCGUACCAUCCCCAUCUUGUACCAUCGCCACAAAUUGCUCUGCCAACCGAAAGUAGUAAGUGUGUUUAACAGUGUGAAAGUCUGGGUGGUGAUGGAGGUGAAGGAGCCAGUGGUGAAAAUAAAAAUCACCAGUAGAAGCAGCUAAUGGAGCAGAAGCAUCAGCAGCAUACCGACAGCAUGCGGUUGCCCGGCGACGAGAGCCGAGCCGUUGAAAAGUGGGAAGUAAAUUAAAUCAAAUUCUUAAGAAAUAUAAUAAUAAUCAUCGGCGUCAUCGUACAUGCGUUCCCCAAUACGUGAAGCGUGUCUAUAUGUGUGAGUCGGUGUGUAUGUGUGUGCGCAUGUAUAAAUGUGUCUAUGUGAUUGUGUUAAAAUACCAAACCAGCGUAGGUAACACGGUGCAAGUGGUACACGGCCUGUCCGCCUCAUGGAAGUGAAAGCCAGCACCGAGUUUCGGGUGAAAAUUAGUUGAAAGUGAAGAAAUGAAAUUUUGCCAUCAAUCAAGCCAUCACCUAGAACGAACGUACGCGAUCGUCGGUGUCCUGUGCCUGGAGUGAAAUAGCCGGCUAACUAACGUCACCGUACGGAAAGGACGUAUGGACGCUAACGGACGCUUCUCCGAAUUUCUCCGCCUAAACGAGAUCUACUUUUAAAAUUCCUGUACACGGCUCGACGUGGUCUACGCUUCCUGGAUGGUUUAACAUCCUACCUUUCGGAAGGCCGGGUUUGUAGUUGCUGCAAACCUCUCCCUACAAAACUGGGUCCUGGAAAACUGUGCCGCCACCUAUAUAAAGCACUUUUUUCGAGAAACCAUUAGGGAACCCGGGUGCGUACUACCACCAGCAACCAGCGGACACGGGUAGCAAAUGCGUCGGCAAACCAACCGAACGCUGCUCGGUUAGCAGCGUGGAAAGCAAACAGAACCUAGAACCCAAUUUUAUAUCCCGACAAAUGCCGGCCCUCGCCCGCUGUACCCAGUGGGGCGCACUCUCUUAGUAAAUAAUUACAUUUACUCGUUAAAGCUGCUUUCACCUGAAUUUGUCCCUGGAUGGGGAUGGAAUGUUGGGGUUCUUAGAAGGAGCUAGACCGUGCGGCAGCAGCUGGACCAGGUAACUAGCGAAAAUGAAGAUUCGAUGUUCUUUCGGUGCUGCAAGAUCUUGCGGGAUUAGACAAAAUUAGGAGCAAAAAGAAAAAGAAUCGCGCCACUGUCCAGAACGAGUACCCAGCUCUUCCCAGCUAUUGUGAGCUAAAAAUUGGCAAGAUUCGCUUUAUCGAAUCAUAGCAAUUCUGAGCAAGCGUGACCAUUUCGAUCUACCAAGUAACGCAGGACCGCCGGCGGCCAAUCCGGAAACAGGAGCACGGAGAACCCGCACACACAGACACCGCUUUUAAUGCAAGGAAGGAAGCGUUUAGCAAAAGUGGAAAUUGAGCAAUUUCGAAAGAAUUUGUUUGUGGAGUGUGGUGGUGGCGGCGAGCGAGAGCGCAACGAUGAGUGUCCAUGGCUGUAUGAGUAUUUUCCUGUUCGGUGCCAACGUAUUAGCAGGUCUACUAGUGACGGCUCUCGCCAGUGAGCUUGGAUCCAGCUCGACCGCGCUGCUCCACAAACUGCCGAUCGCGCUUCCCACCACCGAAACACCACCGCACGGUGCACCACGACCGCUGCCACCUCGCCGGGGGAUACCGUACGAUGAGGGUGGUCCGGGUCCCGGGGACAUCGGUGCCGACAGUAAUGCGUUCGUUGCGGCCGACAUUAUCAACCUCGACCGGGACGGUGCGGUUAGCUUCAUUCCGCGCCGGGACCUGCGGUAUCAGCGGGCCGUACCGCCCGAGUAUGCCGGUGCGUCCGCGCUGCCACACUGCGAAACGUUCACGAUGGGCGAUCCGGACUCGAAAACGCUGUACAAUCCGGGCUGGCCAGGGAACUACCCGAACAACAGUGACUGUGUGGUGGUGCUGGAGGCACCGGUCGGGUUUCUGGUGCGGCUUGACUUCCGGGACCACUUUCACAUCGAACCGUCGGAAGAGUGCAAGUACGACUUUCUCGAGAUCCGUGAUGGAGCGCACGGGUUUUCGACGCUGAUCGGCAAGUACUGUGGUCAGACGUACCCGCCGAUGAUCACCUCGAAGGAACGGUUUCUGUGGUUACACUUCCACUCGGACGAGAACAUCGAGUACAAUGGGUUCGUCGUGGUGUAUGAUUACGUGCCGCGACCGACCUCGUCCAUCUACGAUGACGAAAGCUGCCGGAUGGAGGUGUCCGGUAUGGAGGGGUUCGUCAACCGGACGGAUGUGCCGCGCGAAAAGCAGCAAACCGUGAUCGAGCACGGCCUGUCGCUCGACUGCAUGUGGGUCGUCACGGUGGCGGAUGGGUGGAAGAUUCAACUGUCCUUCCUGAAGUUCAAGCUGGAACGACCAAACGAUUGCGAAAGCAACUUCGUCGAUGUGUUCACCGAGCGGACGGAUUUACCGUCGAGACUGAAAAACUUUUGCGGCUCCAUCGCGGACUCGGUCGUAUCGCGCUCGAACGUCCUGCACAUCCGCUUCUUUGCGGAAGCGGCCGCCAUUAAUUCCACCUUCUCCAUCCUUUUCACUGCAUUUAGGGAGAAGGCGGCCGGCGAAACCUGCGACGACACGGAGUAUGACUGUGAGGACGCGACCUGUAUUUCCGGUGAGCUGCGAUGCAACGGGCGCAUCAAUUGUCGGUUCCGGUGGGACGAGGAUGAGUGUCAGAAACAAGCGGCCGCCCAAUCGGAACACGUCAUCAUCAUCGUGAUUGUCUUCGGGCUCAUUCUCGGCGGCAUGAUACUGCUGUUUCUGUUCAACUGCAGCCGAAAGAUUAUACGCGACCACAAGAUUAUCCGCGAGCACAUCCGGCAGUCACGGGAAAGCAAGCUGAACGAGCUCGGACGUCAUUCAACGAAAAAGCUGGUCGAUCUGGACAUUACCAAGCUGCCGCCGCCCGCCUUCGACAAGGAUCCAAUCAAUGUGCUCGAGAGCAGCAGUACGACCAACGUGAACAAUGGACAAUAUUAUCGUGACAUGGGCAUCGGGAGCGUGGGGGGAGGCAGUGCCGGCAGCGGGGGAGGACCUGCUGGACCACACAUGUUUAGCAGCCGGAUAGACAUUAAGGCGGACCCGCAGGAUGUACUGCGGGGCAGUUAUCAUGAGGAUCCGCUUUCGCGGUCCGGUACGCUUGGGCGCGAUGGCGGCGGCAUGUGCGAUAUGGCGUGUCAGACGAGGGAAUCGCUCUUCCAGCCGGUGUUUAAAAAUAAGGUCAAUCAAUCGCCCAACCAGCUCCAGAACAGCAUACGUUUCUCGACGUUCGGGUACGAAACGCAACAGCAGCAGGAGCAGCAACAACUGCCCGCCGUCACACCGCCACCGCCGCGGGUGAAACAUCAUCAUCAUCACCAUCACCAUCAUCACGCCGGCACCGGUACGCUCGAAGGCACCAAAAGCUCCAAGGUGAACCGCAUCGAGCUGGAGGACCUAUCGCCGCCCGGGUCGGGCGGAUACGAUGAUCCGCGUGGGGACGAGAUGCAGCAACAGCUGCAACAACAUGGCCCACCCGGUCAGCACGGUCACUCACACAGCCACACGCACACGCACCAGCAUCAUCAUCCCCAUACGCUGCAAAAGAUCGCGCACGAGCGCAACUUGACUGAGACCGGUGUUGGUCCCGGUGCGGGACGACCUGGUGGUGGUGGUGGUGGCGCUGGUGGAGCUGGUGGUGGAUCCUAUGGUGCCGAUAUCCGGAAGUCGGCACCGGACGUCAUCAUCAUGACCUCCUCCCAUUGACCCGCGGAGUCGGGGACGAUGGUUAGCUAAAUUGGGUUAGAAUAUUGUUUUUGUCGGGGAUUUCUUGGGGAGAGAGAGAGAGAGAGAAGGAAGCGUUUUGUUUCCACCUGUCGUAUGCCCGCGGUGGAAUACGUGAGGUGGUCUUGGAAGGUAUCGGUUAUUGCGCCAUAAAGUGCUCUUCUUAGUUAGUUGUUUUAAUUGAACUACUUGUGGACGACUAUCACUGGUGGCGGCGACGAGUGACGUGGGAUUGUCUCGCGUUACGUUCUUUCAUUUGUUUUUAUUGAGAUUAGGAAAAUCGAUCCUCAGAUAAGUUGAGCUUAGGUUAAGCAAAUCUUCCGUGUAAUCGAUAUCGUUUCUUUCAGUACUACUUUAGAACACGCCCCAGUCUCACAGCCACAGACAGCGGUUCAAGUGUUCGCAAGUUUGCAGUAGGAUAGGGUAAAUGUUAGAAUUAUAAUCACACGACGGUGACUGUCGUCCGCUGAUAGCAGGGAGCUGGAGACGGGAAGAUAGGAAGAAGACAGUUUUGGUGAUGUCCUAUGCGCUCCACGUACUAACACAACAUUCAAACAUUGCACCGUACUGGGUUUCAAGUGCAUACACUCACACAGACACACACUUACAUGGGCAUGUAAGGAUCGAAGAGGAUCUCUUUCGGACGCAGGUACCAAUCAUAGGCCGAAGAAUUAGCUAAUGGUUAACUCGAUCGAUAAUCGAUUGGAACACAUUAAGUUAGGACGUAUCGGGAGUAUUUGUAGAUCCGUGGUGUUGUUUAAUGGUGAACGGCUGGCAGCACCAGCCUUGGAAUGGACCGAAGGACCGAAAGACACGCGUUACGCAGCUAGAUACCAUUUUGUACAUAUAUUGUCAAUCAUUGUCGCGUUAGUAGACACCUUCCGUUUGCGCUAUCGAAUUCGUUACGAUUCUUGGCAUUAAACCUUAGUAGAAUUUUAUUUAAAAAAUUGGUUCGAAAUACGAUUGUUAUAGAAGAUUUGAAAUUAUCUCGCAUCCAGCAUGUACUGGGACGGAGAGAAAUUCUUUGUUCACGGAAGCCUUGAAGCAUUAGAGACACCACAAUUGUUGGAACUGCUUUGGAACAGUUUGUUUACUUACUUUAAGUUUGAUAUCUUGUAAAUGUGUUGCUGGUUGAUUAGUGAUUUAAUAAGCAUUCAAAGAGGCAUCCGUUUACCAAAUCUCACCAGCAAUCUUUGUUACCAGCAUGACUGUAAUAUUUGAGUUAAUUUGAUUAAUGUUCUGUCCUUUUCCCCCAAGUCAAAACUAAACAUUAACGUGUACGGUUGGAACCAAGUGCAAUGGACCAAUCGUUGUAAUUGUACCAGAAACGAAUGACAAACAAACAAGCAACAGGAAAGCGAAAAAUCCUACACCUAGUGUAUUUUGUACAGCAAACCUCUCACUGUCAUACGAUUUGUUACCUUAACUCAAUUGUACUAUACGGAUACACCAUAGAGUCUAGAUCAUCAGCACAUCAAACAUUUUACAAGCGACUUGCAUAGCGAUGCACCCAAACAAGCAAACGAAGAAAACAAAUGACCACUGAGCAGGAGAGCGAAAAUUCACUCCUAACAGACCAGGUACAGGAAACUUACAGGAAGUGCUACACUUUGCGUUUUCUUCCACCUAAACAACCAUCCCUUCACACUUUUAUAAUCAACCUUACCCGAACAGAUCGCGUUUUCGUAGCAUUCGGUGUAAUAAAUUUUCCUAUCACACCUGAGCACCAAACCAGGAACAAAGCGCCUGUUUCACGUCGUUGUAGCAUGUUACAUGAACCACAUGAACCAAACCAUUCGCAUACCCUUAGGAAAGAAACAAGCUAGGAAAAAACAAGCUAGAAAUGAACAGUUAUCGUUUUAAUUUCAUUCACUCAAAAAAUCACAUCAUCGAUGGAACUAACGCUCAGCCAAAACACAUGUAAAAAGAAACCACCGGUGGGAGAAAUUGUAAAGUUUGAAUUCAUGAUUUAAUAAUAAAAAAGCAUGAAAAAAGAAACAAUGGGUGAAACAAGAUGCGGAUGUUUAUGAA
This is a messenger RNA of Anopheles stephensi (Asian malaria mosquito), 6363 nucleotides long. RefSeq lists its product as uncharacterized. Lineage: Eukaryota; Metazoa; Arthropoda; Insecta; Diptera; Culicidae. The record is from RefSeq and is a predicted model, not a curated record. Gene Ontology annotation, molecular function: protein binding. Bases 2005 to 4314 code for a protein of 769 amino acids. The transcript has 11 exons.